Closterium sp. NIES-65 is the source of this 327-nucleotide messenger RNA. NCBI's taxonomy places the organism in Eukaryota, Viridiplantae, Streptophyta, Zygnematophyceae, Desmidiales, Closteriaceae. The record is from the annotation of a GenBank genome assembly.
AUGCCCUUCCUUCAUGCCCGGCAGGUCCAGCAAAUGGCGGACAAGAACCAUCCCAACAUUGUGCGGCUGCUUGGGUUUGCAGUGGGGGGAGACAUGAGGACGCGGCCAGAGCAGGUUCUGAUCUACGAGUUUGUACCCAACGGUGACCUCGAGAAGUGGCUGGAUCCAACAAAGGCACCAUUCCCUUUGACCCUGCCGCAGCGGCUGGGCAUCCUGAUUGGGGCAGCGCGGGGCUUGGAGUAUCUCCACAGCUUUGGCUUCGUGCAUCGCGACAUCAAACCCGCCAACAUCCUCAUCACUGCUGACAUGCAGGCAAGAAGAGUAUAA